Closterium sp. NIES-65 is the source of this 3021-nucleotide messenger RNA. The record is from the annotation of a GenBank genome assembly. NCBI's taxonomy places the organism in Eukaryota, Viridiplantae, Streptophyta, Zygnematophyceae, Desmidiales, Closteriaceae.
AUGGACGUGCUUUACUACAACCUGCUGCUCGCCGCGCUGCGCGCCCGCCAGGAGGCCGGCGUCGCGUACUACGGCGCGUUCGUCGCCGACCUUGAGCCCGUGCCGCCCGACCUCUACGCGCACUGGGUGCCGCCGCCCGGCUCCUUCGCCGUGCAGCGCGCCGACGGCGACGACGACGAGCGCGGCGCGGAGGACGAGGACGCGGCGGGGCGGGACGGCGCGGACGACACGGACGCGGACGCGGGGGAGCACGCGGGGUCGGACGGCGAGGGGGGGGCGGACGACGCAUCGGCGGAAGCGGUGGUUGCGCGCAGGGGUCCGGGCAGGCCGCGGUCGGCGCGGAGCCGGCCGGGCGCGUCAGCAGGCGGGGCAGCGGCGGGCGGGGAGAGCGGCGACGCGGCGGCGAGCGAGGAGACGAUGAUGCCCGCGUGGCUGAAGGAGCUCAUCGCGGCGGACAGAGAGAGGGCCGCGCUGCAGCCGCAGGGCGGGGAGCAGGGCGGGGGCGAGCAGGCGCAGCAGCAGGGGGCGGAGGGGUUGUCGUUCCCCGUGGUAGACAGCAACAUGAUCCGCGGGUCGUUCCCCGCCGCCGUGGCCGCCGUGCGCUUCCUGGAGCGCGCCAGACGCCGCCUGGGGGGGCUGCCGGGGCGCACGGGGGAGGUGGAGAUGGGCGGAGGGGUGGGCGGGGAGGGGGAGAAGUGGAAGGACCGCCUGGCGGAGGAGAUGAUGACGUCAGCGCUGGGGGUGAAGGGCACGCUGGGGUCGCGGGAGGGCGGGCGAGGGCGGGAGGGCGGGGGGGAUAAGAUAGAGCGGUGGACGCCCAACGAGGACGCCAUCCUGCUGGUGGGGCGCGUGCUCUUCGGCACCCGCUGGAUCAGCAUCGAACGCAUCCUGCCCGGCCGGUCCAUCCAGGCGAUCAAGACGCGGUGGCUCAACUACCUCAAGGGGCUCUUCCGCCGCCACCGCUGUCAGGGGGCGGCAGGGAGGGCGCUGCUGAGCAUGCCGGCUGUGCCACCCGCUGGAGCAGCCGCAGAUGGUGGCGCAGGCAGAGCAGGGGGAACAAUGGGCGCUGCCCCAGGAGCUGCUUCAGGGGCUGCUUCAGGGGCUGCUUCAGGGGCUGCUUCAGGUGCUGCUUCAGGUGGUGCUGGUGGUGGCGUGGCCGCAUCAGCAGUAGGGGUCACGCCAACCAAGCGGUCGCGCUCCCAGUCCUCCCGUGCCCCCGCCGCCACGCCCACGCCUCCCACCGCGGCACAUGGCGGCCAGGAGGAGGGGGGAGGGGAGGAGGAGGCGGGAGGGGAGGAGGAGCGGGUGCGGCGGCACGAGCGGUACCUGACGUGCCUCAUGCUGCGCACUGAGAAGGGCCCGCCGCCGCACUCCCUCUCCGCCACGCACGAGCUCUAUUGCUUCGCCUGCAAGUCCUCCGAGGGCCAGCUGUCGCCCUGCUAUUGGUCGGACGAGGCGGUGGCAGCGACGGCGGCGGAGUGGGGCGGUGGGGGAGGGGCGGUGGUGGGGCUGAUUCCCUGCGCCAAGGCUUACCAUGCUCGCUGCGUGCAUGCUGCAGUCAAGGUGAGUCCAUGGGUCAAGGUGAGUCCAUGGGUGAAAGUGAGUCCAUGGGUGAAGGUGAGUCAAUGUGGGAAGCAGGAUUGUUUGAAGUUUGGUGUUUCAGCUCCAUGGCCUUGCCCCCAUGGCCUUGGCCCCAUGGCCGUGCCUUGUCCGUGCAGCAAGCAUGGAGUCUCCUCUCACGUGCGCUUGCCUCUGGGCCGUACUCUCACCCACUCUGCUGCUUCCACCUUCCCUCGCUCGCCGCUCACUCCCACGUCCUGCCUCCUUGCCUUUGCCCACCUACUGUCACUCUCUGCGUUGCAAUCAGGACGGCUGCCCGUUCAUCUGCCCGAGGCAUCAGUGCAAGCAGCGCGGGUGCCGGGCAGCAGUGGCGGUGGUGUGCCGCAGCUGCCCCUCCUCCUGGUGCUCCCUGCACGUGCCACCCUCCUCUCUCGACUGCGAGCCCUCGUUUCUGAGAAGGUUCCGCGUGCAGCCGCAAGUGCGCAUCACCAUCUGCCCCUGCUGCCAGGUGGGUGUGGAAAUGACUGGGUGUGGGGGUUGGGUGCUGUGUGCGUGCAUCUCCAUGUGUGUGCAUCUCCAUGUGCGUCUAAGUGGACGCCCGGGGGAGUUGGAGCAAAGUGUGCCCUUCCACAGCCACAGCGCAGGGUGAGCGCUGUGGACGCUCAUGGGGGCAUGGCUGCAGCAGGUGGGAUGGUGGCAGCCGGUGGGGCCAUGGGGGCAGGUGGAGGUGCGCGGGGAGGCGGUGAGAUGCAUGGGGUGGCAGGGAUGGGCAUGGCGACGCAUGGGGUGAUGGGUCAGUAUGCCCCUGUCAUGGGCCAGCAACCCGUCAUGGGCCUUCAGCCACUGCAGCAGCCGCACAUGGGGCAGCAACAGGCGGCACAGCAGCAGGUGAUGGGACAAGGCGUCACGUCAGCAUCAAGGCAGCAGGGGCUUAUCAUGGGGCAGCAUGCAGCAGCAGCAGCAUCGGCAGGGGUGGGAGCUCCAGGCAUGGCAGCAGCCGCAGGUGGGGCAGCAGCGGCAAGGGAGUGGGCGGAGGUGUUGGAGGAGAUUCGGUUUGUGCCCAACAACCGCCCUGCUGACAUCUUCAACCUCCUCCACCUGGUGAGACGCCCCUGCCUGGUGAGACGCCCCUGCCUGGUGAGACGCCCCUGCCUGGUGAGACGCCCCUGCCUGGUGAGACGCCCCUGCCUGGCACUGCCACUAGCGAGAGCACAGGGCCUGACACCCGAGGCACUGGCAGUGUUGGAGCGAGCUGCCUCCGCCGCCGCCGCUGCUGCUGCUGCCUCUCCCUCGUCCCUCCCUGCUGGCCCCAGCCCUGGCUCCCACCGCCCCUCCGGCGCUGCUGCUGCUGCCAAGACCAUGGCCCUGCAGGUGAUAGAGAUGUAUCGCAACAUGUCAGCACCCAGACCCACACAGCCUGCACCACGGCCACACCCCUACUUCGGCUUCCCCGGCAUCUGA